Molecule: messenger RNA, 1326 nt
Organism: Knipowitschia caucasica
Lineage: Eukaryota; Metazoa; Chordata; Actinopteri; Gobiiformes; Gobiidae
Source: the annotation of a GenBank genome assembly
AUGGCGGACCCGCAGCGUGCAAAAGACAGCAGUAAACACGCGCCUAUGUCCAGGGGUACAGCGACCACCUCCACACCUGACGUUGGGCCGGUGGAGGAGGCGGGGGUCGCGGCCUCGAUCCCUUGUUUUUCCCGGGCCUCGGAGCUGCUGUCCGCUCCGUACUCCUGCCUGGUCCUCAACACUCACCGCAGGCACAUCGCUCUGCCGCCGCUGCACCUCCACAAGAAGCGGACAGGCAUCAGACAGGAGCUGGACACCGAGCUGCUCAAGUUCUCUCACAGAUUGAGCGGAGUGCCCCUAGCGUACGACGAUAUAAGAAUAUUGGGGCAGCAGGGAGACAUCUUUGACGACAGUGGCUACAUCCACUUAAACAUUGAGGCCAACUUCAUUGUGUUUCAGCCCAAGAAAGGACAAACUCUGUUGGGUAAAGUAAACAAGCUGGGGGCAAAUCAUGUGGGAUGCCUGGUUCACGGCUGCUUCAAUGCCAGCAUCCUCAAACCAAACCUGGUCUCCAUGGAGACUUGGAGGUAUGCGGGACCCCAGAUCGGCUCCGAGCUGAUGUUUGAUGUGACCGCCUUGGAUGCAGACUUUGUAGGAGUUCUUCUCAUCAGAGGACGAAUGAAAAAAACAAGGGUGCAGGAGCUGCUGGCUAUCGGGGAAAGUAUGGCAUUUACUGUACAGCCUGCUAUACAGCAGUGGGCUGCUGGUGCCCAGCCUGAUGACCAGCCUGCAGACCAGCCUGCAGACCAGAGCGUAGAUCUGCCUAUGCACCAGACCAUAGACCAGAUCACUGAGCCGAUGGACACACCUUCUGAUGAGACGCCAAAGAAAAAGAAGAAAAAGAAAAGGGAUAAAAUCAAAGAAGAAGCUCCUUUUACCCCAGAAAAGGAUACAACAGUGAGUGAGGCCAUGAGUGAGCCUUUAUGCGACAUUGGAGGAAACACAAAGAAAAAGAAAAAAGUCAAAGUUAAAGAGGAAAGCAUAGAUGUGCCGGUGACCCUCCCCUUUAACCCCGAGUAUGACAGAGCAACAAACACGACAGCAGAGUUAAAUGGAACAAAGGAAGAAGAAACGAAUGGUUCUGAGGAGAAAAAGAAGAAGAAAAAGAAGAAAGACAAACGUUUUAAAGAGGAGCCGCAGGAGGUGGCGGUAACUAUGGAGGUCCACGGCAGUGACUCCAGCGGAUACCCCAGUUACAAGCCCAAGAAGAGGAAAGUCCAUUCUCAAAGUGAAGACUCACCAGGUUUUAGUCAAGAGUUUGAAAUGCCGUGUAAGAAGAAAAUCAAGACUUUGACUGAGCUCAAAGAAGAAUCACUAACAUUUUAG